AUUGUUUAAGUCAGUAUCAGUACGGAAAGCAAUCGAUUAGCAGUGAGGAGUAGUAGUAGAGCACCAGCAGUAGCAGCAACCCGAAGAACCAACACCUCCAGGAGCAACCCAUUGGACUCUUUGGAAGGAUUUUUCCCUAUCAACGGCAGAGAGUGUGGUUGCGUGAGAAACAAACGAAAAAACCAAAGUGAUAAAAGUGAAUUACCAACGAUAAUUAAGUGCCACUUACGGAAAAUCAAAUACUCAGAAUGUCGUCCAGAAACACCGUGCUAGAAUGUCUUCUGCUUGCCUCAUUCAUCACCUCCGCGUUAUGCGCCUCGACAGCCGGAAUUCGCGGUCAGACUCGUGUUGGCCACAGUAACAACAACGAAAAUGGCUGGUUCGGUACCGAAAUGAGUGUGUUGCACAAGGUUUACGAUGAUUGCCAGGAUAAGCAAGAUUUUACCGGUUGUCUCAAGGGCAAGGCCCUGACGGCAAUCUCUCGUGCUAUUGAUAUGGAAUCGGUUCAGCUUCUCGACGGAGUGUCUCUAGUGAAGCAUCAGGCCGUCGAAAACGCAAGCAUCCCAUUCCUGUCCGAUGCCCGUGCACUGAGCGGUCUUGGCGACGUUGAACGCUCGAUCCUGGCCAAAUUGAACAAAUUCUUCCAGACGCACUCUCUGCGCGUUGAUAUGCAGGAAGGAGCUGCCCGUGGCAACAAAGGCAACAAGCAUCACCGUUACCUGAUCGCUGCCUUCCUCACCGCCAUGGGUAUCGCUGGCCCCAUCGGUCUGAAGGUGUUGGCUGCCGUCGCCGGUAAGGCCUUGGUCAUCUCGAAGGUUGCUCUCACCAUUGCCAGUAUCAUUGCCCUGAAGAAGCUCUUCUCCCACGACCGUCAUGAGGAGACCAGCUUCCAAGUGCAUGCCGGACAUGAUAACAGACGAAAUGCUUACAUCCUCCGCAAUCCAGCGAAGAUGGCCGUCGCCAGCGUUGACCCCUACCGGUACUACUACGACCAGCAACAGCAGCAGCAGCAGCAACCACCACAACAGUAUGGUGCAAUCUAAGGUGCCCCCCCUUUUCGAGUCCAGAACAAGCGAAUCCACCCCAACACAAGCGCAAACAGCAAACCCUCUGUGUAGAUUAAUAUUUAUUUUUAAUUUAUUACCAACGUUAAAUUAUUGCUAGGUAUUACACGUAAUUUACUGAAAAAAACCCCAAGCGAGGCCACCAGAUACCAAAUCCCGAUCGCGUCGCGCUCUUGUUUUUGUUUGCGACGGAGAUCGCGACUUUGUACAGCAUCAUGAUGGACUACAGCACACUACAGCAAAGUAACCAAAAAAAUAAGUCGUAAAAGUUCGAAUACCCCCUCCAAGGGCGCGUGAGAUUUUAUUACUGCGUGUGGUGUAAUAAUAAUGAUACAACAAACUUUGAGGUUGACGGUUUUCAACGCGAAACUUGUGUGACGAGUAUAUGAGUAGAUCAAUAAACUGAAUGAUAUAAGCAAA
This is a messenger RNA of Toxorhynchites rutilus septentrionalis, 1484 nucleotides long. RefSeq lists its product as uncharacterized. The coding region runs from base 249 to 1043 and encodes 264 amino acids. NCBI's taxonomy places the organism in Eukaryota, Metazoa, Arthropoda, Insecta, Diptera, Culicidae. The transcript is spliced from 3 exons. The record is from RefSeq and is a predicted model, not a curated record.